Molecule: messenger RNA, 725 nt
Organism: Ahaetulla prasina
Lineage: Eukaryota; Metazoa; Chordata; Lepidosauria; Squamata; Colubridae
Product: cysteine-rich venom protein latisemin-like
Exons: 7
Coding region: 3-725 (240 amino acids)
Cellular component (GO): extracellular region
Source: RefSeq, a predicted model, not a curated record
AAAUGAUUACCUUCAUUGUUUUGCUAAGUGUUGCUGCAGUGCUGCAACAAUCUCCUGGAAAUGCUGAUUUUGCUUCUGAGUCAAGUAACAAAAGAGAAAACCAAAAGGAGAUUGUUGACAAGCACAAUGCUUUAAGGAGAUCAGUGAGACCAACUGCUAGGAACAUGUUACAAAUGGAAUGGAGUUCUAAUGCUGCUCAAAAUGCAAAACGUUGGGCAGAUAAAUGUUCUUUUGUUCAUAGUCCACAACACUUAAGAACUGCAGGAAGAUUAAAAUGUGGUGAAAAUCUAUUCAUGUCAAGUCAUCCUAAUUCAUGGACAAAAGUAAUUCAGGCGUGGUAUGAUGAAUACAAAAAUUUCAAAUAUGGCAUUGGAGCAAACCCACUAGGUUCUGUUAUUGGCCAUUAUACUCAGAUAGCUUGGUACAAAAGUUACCUUGUUGGUUGUGCUGCUGCCAGAUGUUCUUCAUCCAGAUACAACUACUUCUAUGUUUGUCAUUACUGCCCAGCAGGGAAUAUCAUAGGUUCAAUUGCUACUCCAUAUAAAUCAGGGCCACCUUGUGGGGACUGUCCUUCGGCUUGUGUCAACGGACUGUGCACAAAUCCUUGCAUAUAUGAAAACAGGUUCUCGAACUGUGACUCUUUAGCGAAAGACAUUGGAUGCCAGAAUUCUUUCAUCAAAUCUAACUGCCCUGGUUCUUGCUACUGCCGCACCGAAAUAAUAUAG